AUGAAAAUAAUUUUAACUCUUUGUUUGGUAGCACUCGUUUGCUCUCAACAAGUGUUUAAAUCAAAUGAAUGUAAUGAUUGUGGUUUAUUCAAAUCACAAAAUGAUUGUGAAGGAUAUAAACCUGUAGCAUGUGAAUGGAUUGGAGCCUCUGGAACAACACCGGCCAAAUGUUAAAAGAAAGAUGGAGGAGGAUCUUAAUAAGGAACAUUCAAACCCUAUUGUGAAUUAGUUGAGAAACCAGAAGUGAAUUGCUCAAAGACAUUUGGGUGUGCUUAUUUAGAUUCAAAAUGUGUGCAUUUUGCAGGAUGUUCGGCUUACGUUAAAACUACUCCUUAAGAGUGCUAAGCAAUCUCAUAUCGUUGUGUGAGUGAUGGCUUUGCUUGCAUUGAAGCAAAAGAAUGCAAAGACUACAAUGAAAGUCAAUGUGAAAUUACUCCAAGUGUCUCAGGAAUUUUGAAAUGCAAAUUUGAUGGUGGAACAUGCAGAGAUUAUGGAUGUUCAGAAGCAGAUCUAACCUUUACUACUGAUCAAUAAUGUAGUGAUUGGUAAUCUACAUGUAUCACAAGAGGAAAGGGAUGUUGGACAAAACCAUUACCAAAUUGCUCAACUUACACAGGAACAGAAGAAUAGUGUAAUUCUUUUAUUGGUUUUGAUGGUAAUUGUGAGUUAGCAAAAGAUACUACAAAUUGUAAAGCAAGAGAAUGUGCAAAAGCCUCAAAUACUAUUUCUACAGAUGAUGAAUGUAAAUCAUAUUAAAAAGGAUGUAUAACAACCGGAAAGGGUUGUUAUUUAGGAACAACAAAACCAUUAUGUUCAACUUAUGAUGGGGAUAAUACAAGUUGUGUUGGAUAUAUUGGAUCUGAUGGAGUUUGUGAAGGUGAUGCUGGAGGUACAAAAUGUAGAGCAAGAAAAUGUGAAAAUGGAAACUUUAAGACUGAUGAAUAAUGUAAAGACUAUUAAAAGACUUGUGUGACAAAUGGUGUAAAAUGUGUUAGUGCUUUACAAACCUGUAGUACAUAUAAAGGUACUGCAACAGGAUGUAGUGCUUAUAUUGGAAGUGAUGGUUAUUGUACAGGUACUAGUACAACAGUUGAAGCAAAUUGUGUUCCAAAAGUUUGUGAUUAAGCUGGAGAUACUUUUACUACUGAUGAAGCAUGUGAGAAAUAUUAAAAAGGAUGUGUUACAACUGGUAAGGGAUGUUCAACUAAAGCUGCUUUGAAAAAAUGUACAGAAUAUGAUGGAGAUUCAACACAAGCAUGCAAUUCAAGAAUUGGAUCAGAAGGUAGAUGUACUUGGAGGAGUGGAAAUAAAUGUUCACCUAGAGAUUGUACUUCUGCACCUACAUCAACAAAUACAAACCCACUUUGCAGUAAUUGGUUUACAAAUUGUGUAACAACUGGAUCAGGUUGUGUAAGUGCAACUACAUGUGAAUUGACAGUUAAAUAAUAAAGUUGUGAAGGAACAAAGGAUUGUGUUUGGUAACCUAUAUGUACAGAGAAUUCAUCUUGUUCACAAUUUAAAAGAAAAGCUAUUUGUAUGGCUAAUACAGCUAGAGUUUUUGAUGGAUAUGCUGAUGUAUAAAGAACAAUUGAAAAGUGGGUAACUCAAAAAUGUGGUUGGGGAUCCAAUGGUUGUGAAAAUCUUUAAUGCUCUCAUCUAACUGGACCUUUCUAUAGUAUUCAUGCUAAUUGUUAAGCUGAAAUGAGUACAUGUAUUAGUAAUGGAGUUGAUGCUUGUAUUACUAAAGUUGAAUGUUCAAAAUUGAAAGGAACAAAAGAUACUUGUUAAGCUUAUCCAGGAUUUUGCACAAAUACAGCUUCAGCUACAGAAACAACCAAUUGUACAUAAAGAUAAUGUUCAGAGAAUGUUGAUGCAUAAGAUAAUCCAGCAUGUGAAGCGUGGAAUCAAGGAUGUAUUAGUACUGGCAAAGGUUGUGUUAUUUAUACAACCACUUGUAACUAAUUAAAAGGUGAUCGAGACACUUGUAAUAAAUUGUUUGGAUACAGUUCAGGAAUAAUAACUAAUUACAAAACAGUAUAAUGUUAUAAUGAUUCAACUGCAACAGUAGAUUCAUUUUGUAAAAUAAAGACAUGCAUAAUGGCAACAGGAAUGACUGAAGGUUCAUGUGAUGGUUUCUUAAGUGGAUGUGCAUUUGAUGGAAAAGAUAGUUGUGUAGAUCCAGAAACAGCAACUUGCAGUGAUUAUUAUGGUGUUUCAUCAUUUUGUGAAGGAGUAAAAAUCAAAGAUUAAGGUGAUAAAUAUUGUUAUGGUACAGCAACAGCAGCUAAAUGUACAAUAAGAAGAUGUGAAGAUAAUGCUGAUGCUAAUACAACAGAUGAUAUAUGUGAAGGAUUUAAAACAGGUUGUGUUGCUAAAACAACAGGAGGAUGUAUAGCUAAGACAGCAAUUGCAUGUUCAUCAUAAACAGGAACUAGUGAAACAUGCCCCAAUUUCUCAGCUAGUACAGGAAAAUGUUAAAGAUAUAAUACAUGUUAAGAUAGAGCUUGUGCAGAUAUCACAAAUCCAAAUGGUCAUUAAGAUUGUAUGACUUACAAAUCAACUUGUAGAUUCUUGAAAACAGGAUCAGCGUGCAUAAAUCAUAAUGUAUGUGCAUCAUAUAAUGUUCCAGAUUCAACAGCAACAAGCUAAGCCAAAUUUGAUUAUUGUACUACAAUCACUGAUUCAAAUGGUAAAUUAUGUGGAUAUAAAACUGGAAAUACCUGUGCAGAUAGAACUUGUGAUUAAAUGCUAGGUACUUAUUCAACAACUUUGGCAUGUACAUCUUACAUAUCUACAACUACAACUACUGGUACUGGAACCUGUAAAUUGGCUGGUACUGGAUCUACAGCUGUAUGCUAUGCUCCUUUGAAUACUUGCGCCUAUACCCAUAAUAUAAGUGGAACUGAUGAUGCUAAAGUAACAGAGUGUCAAAAAUAUGUUAAUGAUAAAGAUAUUAAAUGUACCUACAUAACUGGUCCUUAAUGUACAACAUAAUCUACAUGCGAAAAGAUUAUCACUUAAACAGAUGAAAAGACUUGUAAUGACUUUUUAUAUCCAAAUGGUAAAGGUGUUUGUUAAAAAGUAACUGAUUCCACUUGUUUAACUACAGUAGAAGUAGCAUCAGGUUGUACUGGCUAUAAAAUAGAUUAAACAAAGACAGAAGCAUAAAAGAAGGCACUGUGCUAAAGUUUGUAUGUAAUUGAUGAUGUUGAUAAUCACGGUGCUGGAACUGGUAAAUUUACAAAGUGCAUAUAUAAAUCAACUGCUACUAGUACAUGCUCUGCUAUUAGUACUUGUGCUGAUAUUCCAUCAGCCAGUAGCCAAACUGAUUGUAAUAACUAAUUAACUGGCUGUUUUUAUUUCAAUGGAUUAUGUUAUGGUGUAUAAAAUACAUGCGCUGGCGCAACUAUUCCUAAUAGUGCUAAUACUGACACAUUAAAAUCAUUAUUUUGUCAUAGUAUGAAGACAGCCUCUACUUAUUGCAAACUUAAUGCUGGUAAAACUGCAUGUGAAGAUGGAGUUGCAGCUUGUGCUACAUUUGACAUUUCAUCAAUUACUGGGGGAUAAUGGGAUAAUGCUGCUAUUACUGUUUCCAGCUAUUGUUUAGCUGUAGCAGACAAAACAAAAAAAAUAUUUUGUAAAGCCGGAACAAGCCCCAAUUGUGCUGCAGCAACAUGUGAGGAUAUUCCAGGCCCAUAAAACUAGGGAGAUUGUGAUAAUAGAAUACUUGGUUGUGCCUUUUCAAAUGGAAAAUGUAGAACUUUUAAUCCAGCAGGAACAGAUUGCACAGCUAUUGAUCUUACUACUGCUGCUGCUGAUAUCAAUACACCAUCAGGAAAAACAUAAUUUUGUUAAUCUAUCACUCAGACUAUCAGUUCUACUGCAACUCCUUGCACAUACAAUGAACACAAAACAGGUACUGCUGAUACUACAUGUGCUGCUACUGGUGCUUGCUCAACAUAUAACGUACUUCCAGAUGAUGCGGCUACAAAACUUACUUAUUGUAAUAGCAAAGUAGAUGAUAAAUUUCAUAAGUGCACCUUUACAACAGGUGCCUCAAGCUGUAGAGAUUAUGAUUGCUUCGAUAUCUCUAAUCCAACAUCACAAAUUUCAUGUGAUUUAGGAACUCCUGGAAAAACAUGCACUUAUAUUUCAGGAACCUGUUAUAAUACAACUGAUGGAUGUGCUAAAAUUCCAACAUCAGGAACAGAUAAGAAAGCAUAUUGUGAAUUAUUAACAUCUGCCACAAUUAAAUGUACUUACAUUUCAGGAGACUUUUGUACUCCAAAAGUAGCAGAUUGUAAAGGUUAUAAUGUUACAGAUGCUACUAAUAAGUCAACUACAUGCAAUUCAUUAAAAACUACAACCAAUGGCGAGUGUACUUAUGUUUGGGGUAAUAAAUGUGCUGCACUAGGUGCUUGUGAAACUUAUGUUGGUACGACUGAUCCAGAAUAAGGACCAGAAACUGGUAGUGAAGAAACUUAAUGCAAGAGUUUGAAAGAUGCUGCUAGAAAAUACCCAUGCAUUAAACAUGAUACAGAUGCUAAAAAAUGCAGAGCCUAGGUAUGUGCUGAUAAUGAUAAUGAUGAAACGGGAUGUGCAAGCAAUGUUAACGGUUGCAUAUACUACUAAACUAAAUGUAUACAAAAAACUACUUGUGCAUCAUAUACCGUCCCAGGAGAUUUAGCAGGUAAUACUGAAAAACAAGCAUGGUGUGAAGGAGUUACUGAUUCAAAUAAUAAUAAAUGUAAAUGGGAUGGCACCAAAUGUGCUGAUAGAACAUGCAAUGAUUCUGCAACAGCCAACUUUUACACUACUUCUGAUUGUAAAAGUUAUUUAAAAACUUGUAAGACUAAUGGCUAAAAAUGUGUAGAUGAAACUUCAGGUUGUAGUACUUUUACAGGUAACCAGCCAUAUUGUGAAUAUUUACUUGAUAAUACAGCUAAAGAUUAUUGUAAACUGAAUAGUGGUGCUGUUGUAUCUGGUGCUUGCUAAAUUAGAACAUGCUAUGAUAAUGUGUCUGCUCAAUCUGAUUCAGAUUGUGAAACUUGGUUGAAAGGAUGUGUGACCAGAGGUAAAGGAUGCAUUCCAAGAAAUAAACCUUGCUCUGAUUAUAGAGGAACUAAAUCAUCAUGUGAAGCAUUUAAAUAAUUUUCUCAUGUCGAUUCUGAAACAAAACUAGAUGUUUACAUUUUAUGUUCUGGAGACGCUUCAAAUACUGAGACUAGUAAAUGCAAAGAUAGAAAAUGUUCAGACAAUACAAGUGCCACUUCAAAUGAUGAAUGCUAGGCCUAUUUAAAUGGUUGUGUAACAAAAGGAACUGGAUGUGUUGAAAAAACUGCUGAUUGCUCAGCAUACAAAGGAACAAGAGAUGUUUGUAGUAAAUUCAUGGGAUCUAAUGGAUUAGAUUAUUGCUAUAAUGUCAGUAAUGCUACAGAAACAUCCUCUUGUUAAAAGAAGAAAUGCUCAGAUAUUACAGGUACUGAUAAUAAAACAUGCAGUGAUGGAAUGAAACCAUUUAAAGUUACUGAUAAACCUUUCUGUGUUUAUAAUGGCACUGGAUGUGAUACUUAUGGUAAGAAGUGUGAAGAAUUCAAAGGAACAGAUAACAAAGAUGAUUUAAAUUCUUGUUCAAAAUAUAUUGCAAGUAACGGGCCAUGCAAAGCAACCUCUGUUGGAACAAUUGUUGGAAGUUGUGCCAAAAGAGUUUGUACAGAAGCUCCAAAUACUUUGAAAACUGAUAAGGAAUGCUAAGAUUAUCAUCCAGAAUGUUUAACUACUGGUUAUGGAUGUACUUCAACUAUCAAAUGCAAUACUUUGACUAAUUAAGAUUCUUGCAAAUCAAGACCUUAAUGCACUUGGGCUAACUUAUGUGAACCUAAAAAGAAUUCAUGUUCUGCAUAAAGUGGAACAAGUCAAUCUAAUUGUGUUAAUACAGUAAUAACAUAUGAAAUCGAUAAGGUUUCAUACAAAAAGUAUUGUGCUUGGACAGAAACAGGUAAUGUAUGUAGAGAUCAAAAAUGUGAAGAUCUAUCUGCAACUAUCAACACUCAUAAAUAAUGCAAUGAUUUUGAUAAGGGUUGUACUACCACAGGUUCUGGUUGUAUUACAAUGACAGUUUGUUCUGGAUAUAAGACUGAAUCAAUUUGUAAAAAUGCUUCAUAUGUCAGAGAUACUAAGACUGGAGAAUUGGGAAGAUGUGGAUGGGAAAAUAAUAAAUGUAGAGAAAGAAUUUGUCAAGAUUUGAGUGGAAAGACUGAUGCUGAAUGUGAUGCACAUUUGAGUGGUUGUAAAACAAAUGGAACAGAAUGUGUUUAAGCAUUAUCUUGUUCUGACUUCAAGACAUAAUAAUAUUGUCUCUCAUCAAAGAGUGGACCUUGUCUUUGGGUUCAAAGUAAUUCAACUUGCUAUGAUUAUGAUAGAUGUGAGGAUGCUUUAGUAAAAACUCAUGAGGGUUGUUAAGCCUUUUCUCCUCUUUGUACUACUAAUGGGGAAACUUGUAUACCAAUUACAUCUUGUGCUAAAACUGUCUUAAAGGCAUCAUGUGUUAAGGGUACAGAUGGUAUUUGUGGAUAUUUACCAACUGAUAAAUGCUAAUUAUUCGAUAAAUGUUCAGAUGCAGUCUCAAAUGAUUAAAAUGCAUGCUUAGCAUAUGGUGGUUGUAUUACUGAUGGAAUAGCUUGUGUUGCUAAGGGUAAAUGCGGUGACUACAAAACAGAAAUUUCAUGCAAAAAUAAUCUUGGAAGCGAUGGAAUUUGUUUCUGGAAUGGUUCAUCAUGCAAAUUGAAGGAAUGUUCAGAUCUUAUAGGAACUACAUACGAAGGUUGUCGAUCUCAAGUUAUCAGUUCUGGUACUUGUACAACUGAUGGAUCUAAAUGUGUUCCUCUUGGACUUUGCUCAAGUUAUACAGAGGCUGGAUGCUACUAAGGAACAGAUGGUACAUGUAUCUACUCUUAUCCUGUUGGUUAAACUACAGGAGCAAAAUCAUGUAGAUUAAAGUAAUGUGAAGAUAUAGAUAAAGGAAUUAAUAAUUCUGCUUGUAGCAAUGUUAUUCCCGGUAAAGAAUGUGUUUCUAAUACAAAGAACUGUAUUCCAAAAGCAGCUUGUUCAACAUACAAAACUUUAGAAGCAUGUAAUGGAGGAGGAUUAGAUGGUACAAACAAAGUUGUUUGCGCAUUCACACCUAAUUCAGCUACUGAUAAAGUUAACGGAACUUGCAAGACCUUUACAUAAUGCUCUGAUGCUAAUGCUGAUCCUACAGCCUGUGAAACUAACAAGAGUUGCAAAAAGACUUAAUCUGGAACUACCACAUCUUGUGUUCCCCAUACUUGUGAUACAUUUGCAACAAGUACUGAUUGCCAACCAGUUCCUAGCUUUGAUGGUAAAGGCUUCACUAUUUGUACUUUACAAAAUAAUAAGUGUGCACCUGGUGAUCCUGGAACCAUAACUGAUCCAAAGAUAUGCUACACUAAAUCUGCCUAUACUUAUACAUGGAAUUAAACAACUAAUAAGUGCGAAAAAUGCUUAGCUGGCUCUACAUAACCAAAUAACACAAAUAAUAAUACCGAUAAUACCACUACUGAUCCUAAUACUGAUGAUUAUGGCAUGAUUCUAUCCAUAAUUACAUUAGGACUAUUUGGAAUUAUGGCCUGAAAAUGAUUUUAUAAAUAUA
This is a messenger RNA of Paramecium primaurelia, 7672 nucleotides long. The record is from the annotation of a GenBank genome assembly. Lineage: Eukaryota; Ciliophora; Oligohymenophorea; Peniculida; Parameciidae.